Messenger RNA from Oldenlandia corymbosa var. corymbosa, 616 nucleotides. The record is from the annotation of a GenBank genome assembly. NCBI's taxonomy places the organism in Eukaryota, Viridiplantae, Streptophyta, Magnoliopsida, Gentianales, Rubiaceae.
AUUUGAGUGAGAGACGCAUUGGUUAACUCAAAACACGCUUAAUCUCAUCAAACCAAGAAUCCAAUCGGCCUAUAAAUAGUCCAUUCUCUUUGAACUAUAUUCCUCACACAGCAAAACUAAGUCAUUUGCAUUCGUAUAUAUAUCUACAUAUUUCCUUCAGUUUGCAUUCUCUCUUUUGUGACAGUUCAAGAUGAGCGGAAAGGGUUGUUGUUAUUCAUCAUGCAGAUCUUCUUCAGCACCAAAGGUUGAGGUCAAGAAGGAAGUUGAUGUGAAGCCACAACAAGUAGCUCCUGCGGUUCCUGCUAUUGUUCAACAUGUUAAGGCUGAGCAGGUGAAGGAAGUUAAGGUGGAGGCUGAGCCGGUGAAGGAAGUCAAGGAAGAGGCUGAGCCGGUGAAGGUUCCCGUCUGCGCGGUGGGGGGAAAUCCUGCUGCUAAUUAAGAAGCCUUUAUCUCGUUGGGGUUUAAGGGGGCCUCCUGCGUUUAUUUUUAGUACUAUGUUUUCUAAGUACGUGUUGUCAGUCUAUUCGUCUUUGUAACUAGUUUAUACGUGCGAUAGCUUAGAUCUUUGAUAGAUCUACAUAAUUGCUACUGUCGUGUUAUCUUAAGUUUCCCCAAG